AUGCAUGCUUCGCUCCAUGGGGCCGACACCUUGAGUGAUGGUACUACAACCCUGGUCUUGCGAAGCACCUUCUCGAAGAUGACCUACCCGGAGCUCAUGACCAUGCUCAAUGUCACUACAGCAGCCCUCGGCUUCCAGGCUCCAAGGUAUGACUUUGUCUACCUGCCAUGGGCCAAGUUGGCUUUUGUGAACUUCGAAGAUCCCGCGAGCUGCAAAGCUUACUUCACCGUCUUCCGGAACGUCUGCAACCUCGGCGCGGAGCAUCCUGGCAUCUCGGCGGUUGCAGAAGCCUUCGUUCAAGGACUUGCUCGAAACUUGGCCUUCUUUCUUGCAAAAUGCGGCUGGAAGGCCGUCAGCGACCCGAGGGCGCCCUGCGUCUUCAGCGGAGGAGUCCCGGUUUCUUUGGCAGAGGCCAUCCGAAGCCACGUGAGCCAGGAGGUCUUGCUCGACGAGGAGCAGCGAGCCCGUGCGUCCCGCGCUGCAGGGAGACCAACCAACCCAGGUCUUGCGGAAGCAGGUUCCCGCGAAGAGCCAAGGCCAGGCCAGGGCGGCAGGGGUUCCGGCGAUUCGAGCGGAAAAGGUGCCAAAGGCAGAGGAAGGAAGGGCGCCAGAGGUGCUCAGACUGAUCGAGGCAAGGGCGGCAAGGGUACUGCGGGCAGAAGCCGCGGCCCUGAACCCGAGCGAGUUGUGUUUCAGCUUUAG
Symbiodinium necroappetens is the source of this 702-nucleotide messenger RNA. NCBI's taxonomy places the organism in Eukaryota, Dinophyceae, Suessiales, Symbiodiniaceae. The record is from the annotation of a GenBank genome assembly.